GUGGAACCCAAACUCAUCACAAAACCAAGUUUAUCGAGGUACCCACCAAUUUUGUCAAGACCUACAAUGAAAUUUGAGACUCUUGAGCGUCAAGUUUUUUUUGAUAUCGAGAUCUCUGGGUCGCCAGUUGGUAGAGUUGUCAUACAAUUGUUCGAAAGCAAAGCUCCAAUCGCAUGUGAGAACUUUUAUAAGCUCGGUCCCAAAUAUGAAGGCACGUACUUUCAUAGAGUCAUAAAAAACUUCAUGAUUCAAGGUGGGGAUAUCGUUUAUGCACAGGCAAGUAAAUAUAACUAUAUCAAUGUGGGAGCGGGGCUUCAUCCUGAUGGGGUAUCAUUUAAAGAUGAGAACUUAGAGCAAAGCUUAGACGAACCCUUUUUUCUUUGCAUGGCAAAUUCUGGGCACAAUUCUAAUGGAUCACAAUUUUUCAUAACAACUGCUUCUGCAUCACACUUAAGCGGAAAGCACACUGUUUUUGGUAAAGUGAAGUUUGGGAAAUCCGUGAUACGAGGAAUCGAGAGAGUGAGGACAACCCCAGAAAAUGUGCCUCUUGAAGAUGAACUUCCAGUGAUUGUUAAGUUUGGAGAAUGGAACGAAGGGGAUCCUGUACCGAUAAUGAAUGCAUGUUAUGAUCAGAUAGCUGGUGAUAUUUACGAAGAAUACCCAGAUGAUGACGAACACAUCCAAAAGGACUCAUCAAGAUCAGUUUACGAUGCGUCUUUGAUUAUCAAAGAGAGUGGUGCGGCUUUGAUAAAAACUGGUGACUUCAAGAAUGCAAUUUUCAAAUUUAAGAAAUGCCUACGUUAUAUCAUGGAAUACAUUCCCGAUGAAGAUCAAGAGCCAGAAUAUUUUUCGAAAUUUGCUGACUUGAAGAAGAAAGUAUAUCUCAACUUGUCAUUAUCAUGUCUUAAAAUCAAAGAUUACAUGAAGUGCGUUGAUUAUUGUACUUUUCUUUUAGAUAUGAAUCUUUCUGCACCAGAGAGAUCUAAAACGCUAUACAGAUUAGGACAGGCCAUGAUUUCUGUGAGAAAGUACAAAGAAGCUGUUACUAUAUUGAGUAAGGCAGGCGAGAAUUCAGAUGAUUUAGCUAUAAAAAGGGAAUUAGUUCGAGCUGAAGGCUUGCUUCAAAAACAAAAAGAUGCCGAAAAGGCAAAGUAUUCUAAAUUUUUCAUGUGACAACAAACGGCAUGUAUUUAGCAGUUCAGGAAUAAAAUUACUGUCCGAUUACGCAGC
Messenger RNA from Metschnikowia bicuspidata var. bicuspidata NRRL YB-4993, 1230 nucleotides. Its product is annotated as peptidylprolyl isomerase. Lineage: Eukaryota; Fungi; Ascomycota; Pichiomycetes; Serinales; Metschnikowiaceae. Bases 67 to 1173 code for a protein of 368 amino acids. Gene Ontology annotation, molecular function: peptidyl-prolyl cis-trans isomerase activity; protein binding. The record is from RefSeq and is a predicted model, not a curated record. The transcript has a single exon. Gene Ontology annotation, biological process: protein folding; protein peptidyl-prolyl isomerization.